ACAACACACCAAUGGCGUCCCCGUCAAUACUGGCACGCGAGAACCUCAAGGUGCUGGCAAAGGGCGUCCAGGCCGUAGUGGUGCUCGUGCCGGCGGCAGAGCCGCAAGACCCCGCAGCGACGCCGAGAGAGCGCGCUGCCGCCCGCUCGGUGCUCAAGCUCGUCCUGGGGCCGGAGAACGGCGUCUCGGCCUCCCUGCGACCACACAACCCUGUCAAGGAGGUCGCCGCGCUGCGCAAGGCUGACCAUGCCAACGUGGGUAGCUUGCCCACGGCUCCACUCACCCGCUGCCAGAUCAUCAAGCUCCUCGACUACAGCUACGACCGCAAGGCACUAGAGCACAUCAUCACGCUGCCAUUACAGGCGCUGCGGCUGACCGAGGUGCUGACCGCCUCGUUUGCCGCCGACGAGCGGGCGUACGCGGCGGGCUCGCAGCCGCCACAGGCACGAGUAUCUCUCUCCCUCUUUGUACGGACCGCACAGGGACUGCUCUCGGCGCUGGCGCACCUCCACGCCCAGGGCAUCUCACAUCGCGACGUCAAGCCCGCAAACAUUAUGCUCUCGUGGGGUGGCGAGCCUGUUCUCAAGGACUUUGGCACCGCAUGGGACGAGGCGGGCGCGGGCGACGACAUCGACCCGGACGAGCAGGGCGGCGGCAAGACGGCCAAGGGCAAGCCCAAGACGACGGCCGUCGGCACGGGCCCAUACCGCGCCCCAGAGCUGCUGUUCGGCCCAAACGACUACGACCCGCGCGCGCUCGACCUGUGGGGCGCGGGCGCCACGCUCGCCGAGUUCUUCCGCCAGACAGGCCCGUACCCCGUCGAGCCGGACAGCGGGCCGGACAGCUCGGACGAGGAGCUCGGUGCCGCCGUGGCUGCCGUUGCAGCGCUCAAGAUCGGGCGCCGGCCCAGCCCGACGGACAACGAGCGCACACCGCUGUUCAAUGCGGCCUACGGCGACCUCGGGCUCGCGGGCAGCAUAUUCCGCAUCCUGGGCACGCCGACAAAGGAUUCGUGGCCUACCUUUGACUCGCUGCCCGACGCGCACAAGAUGUUCUUUGACGAGCGCCCCGCCGUGCCUCUUGCGUCGGUGCUCCCCGGCCUCAACGAGGAAGAAGAGGGAGAUGCCAGGGCAGACGUGGUGCGCGUGCUUGGCGGCUUGGUCCGCCUCGAGGCCGCCGAGCGGACAAGUGCGGCCGACGCGCUGGCGCUGUUGGAGCGCACCUCCCUCAGCCCACAUGCCCAGGAUAAGGCGGCUGCGGCUUUCAUCGACUCGUUGCUCGAUGCCGAGGCCGUCAAGUUUGCCUAGCCGCCGGCGUGUACUCAUGUGUGUUACCACUGCGCAUUAUAUUUAGUCGAGCCAACGCUCAUGAUGCAUGACAAGGCAACAAUAAUAGUACAAAUCAUCAUAUCUAGUCGUAUCUAAUCUGCAGUCCCGAUACGGAAACUCAAAACUCAAAAACACCAACUCUACUUUGCCGGUGUGUACUCGUACGAGCGAGGGGCGGUGCGGAUGGCACGGUCAAUGAUACCGUUCGUGACCUCGGGGUUGUCGAGGUAGAGGUGGUGGCCGGCCUGGGGCACGACGUGGAACGAGCCAGCGGCGUUGCCGGCCUUCUCGAGCACCUUGACGGCGUCGCGGCCGCCGUCGAGGUCCAUCCAGUCAUUGUCACCGUAGAGGAACGACACGGGGAUCUUGAGCUUGUCGACGCGGUCGAUCAGAGGAAGGCGGGCGUAUGCUCCAGGCUUGAGGAUGUGCGAGAUGCAGAACUCGCCCGAGCCCUUGAGCGUGCUCGUGCCGUAGAUGUACGAGUGGAGGUCGCGCACGUCGUCGGCCGACUGGGACGCGAAACGGCGCGACGAGUACUUGCCGACGAGCAUCGGGCCCCAUGGUCCAAUGCCGCGGAGGACGCUGAAAGGCGACAGGCCCUUGUCCCAGCCCCAGAGGAACACUGAUCGGAUCAGCGACCUGGAGGUGGAUUGCGCGGGUUCAGGAGGAGGGGGGGAAGGCGUACUCUUUGUAGCUCCGCGGCGGAAUGCCGAGUUCUCGCGCUCCUGCUGCCACUGCUUGGCCUCGCCGUGUGCGUCCUCGCCCGUGACGGCGGCCUCGAGCGCCUCGGGGUUGCCGGCGAUGCCCUCGUCGACGUUGUCGGCGUCCUCCUGCGCCGGCUUGGCCUUGGUGGCGGGUGCGGGUCCGGGCGAGCCGUUAAGGUUGAGCUCGCCGCGGGGGAUACCGACGGGCGAGACAAGAAUGAGCGAGCUCACGCGCUCGGGGUAGCGGAGGGCGUAUGCCGUCGCGAGGUAGCCACCGAGCGAGUGGCCCACGAGGACCAUCUUCUCGAGGCCGACCGAGGCGCGCCACGACUCGAGCGACGAGAGGAAGAAGUGCUCAGCACGGGCGACGCGCUGCUCGACGGGAGCGUUGGAGGGAGCGGCAAGGAGCGCGGGGUUCGGGCGCGACGACAGGCCCAUUCCGAGCCAGUCGAGGAAGAAGGUGCGGCGGCCAGUGGCGGCGGCAGAGCGGGCGAUGGGGUCCCAGUUACGGAAGAAGAAUCCCUGGGCCGCGGCGUAGCCGUGGAGGACGACGACAGCCUCCUUCGAGUCGGCAUUGUCCUGGCGACUGAUCUCGAGCGUGUUGAUGUAGUCCUGGUGGUUCUUGUGGCAGUGCUUCUUGUGGUGGUGGUGAUGGUGGCUGCUGGUGCCCGACUUGAGCGACGAGGCGCGCGAGUCGGGGUUGGUGUCUGGGACGGUGGGUGCCAGCGCAGGGUCCGGGGUGGGGAUGAAGACGUUGCGGACGGUCGCGGCGAACCCAGUGCUGGGGUCGAUGGGCGGCACAAACGGCUUCUCGUCCGUCUGGGGGUGGCUGCCCGACCAGGAGAACCACGACUUGGACGGCUCUGGCGGCGCAGGCGUGUAGUAGCUCAGGCGGCGGAGCAUGCGGUCCUCGGCGAUCCUAGCGUCGCGGUAGCCCGACGAGGCCCACCAUGCCGCGAGCGACGAGCGAAAGUCGGUGGGGAUCUCGCGCGCCGCGGGCGUGUGUGAUGGGGAAGGCACGCGCGUCGGCGGCUCGGAGAAGCUGGCCGUGGCAGUAGCGGUAGUGGUGGCCAUUGUGUCGUUGUAGUAGAGAGAGGGAGAGGAAGAGGUAUAGGCGACGGCGGCGGCGGCGCUGCUGUAAAUAGUUGGUUGGGGGGAGGUGGAGGGAGGUGGAGGCUGGAGGACGAUUACGAGGCGGCGGCUUGGGCGGCUCGAGUUGUUGAUUGUGCGGGCGACCAGGCGCCAAGGUGAGGCAAACAGACUUGUUAGGGGGGCGAGGAGACUGAGCUCUGCCCGUAAAGGUGUUAGUGGGUGUGAUGCUUUGCU
Messenger RNA from Vanrija pseudolonga, 3358 nucleotides. It is a transcript of the gene Cdk20, whose product is annotated as Cyclin-dependent kinase 20. The record is from RefSeq and is a predicted model, not a curated record. Gene Ontology annotation, molecular function: ATP binding; protein serine/threonine kinase activity. The transcript is spliced from 5 exons. Lineage: Eukaryota; Fungi; Basidiomycota; Tremellomycetes; Trichosporonales; Trichosporonaceae. Bases 12 to 1307 code for a protein of 431 amino acids. Gene Ontology annotation, cellular component: nucleus. Gene Ontology annotation, biological process: protein phosphorylation.